UAAAUCGCCGCUUCUUCUUCUUCAUCUUCUUCCUUCCUUGUUCUUCUCUCCUUUCUCCCCGCGACUUGCGUCUCCUCCAUCCAAUCCAUUUCAGGAUUCCCCACCCCCAAAUUCACCUCGCCAAUCGCCCGCGAAUGCGUCGCGAUCGCGCGCGCGUCCUAAUCCCCAAUCCGCCGCAUUAGCUAGCGCGCGCUUGCCCCAAUUUUUGUUUUGUGUUUUGGUUUUGGAAUCAAUCAAUCGGAGCUAGUUUUUUGCUUUGCUUGUUGUAGGCGGGGCUAGGGUUAGCAUUUGUAGGCAGGGCAUGGAGGACUACCACCACCGGAUGGGCGCCGCGGCGGCCGACUUCCGGCGGGACCUGGAGGACCUCGUCUGCGAUCACCUCGGCGGGUGCUACUCCCCGCCGCCCUCCUCCUCCUCCUCCUGCUCCGUCGCGGGGGACGCCGGGGCGGGGGCCGGCGCCGGGCACGGGGCCAACGACGACGAGGCGGAGUCCUCGCGGCGGCGGCGGCGGGAGUCGCGCCUCCUCAGCCGCUGGGUCGCGCGCCAGGCCGAGGAGGUGCUCUCCUCCAUGGAGCGCGAGGUGGAGCGGCGGAACCGCGAGGCGGAGCUGCUCGCGCUCACGCGCCUCCACCCGGUCUCCACCCUCGACCCCUCCGCCUUCCUCCUCUCCUCGCCCACCUCGCCGCCCCCGCCGCGCCCGCAGGCGCCCUCGCCCGCCGCGCCCUCCUCGCUCCUCCAGAUGUGGCGCGAGCUCGAGCACCGCCGCGCCGACGCCGACCACCGCGAGCCCUCCCCGGAGACCCCCGACAGGCACCGCGAGCGCGUGCGCCAGAUCGCCCGCAGGCUCACCACCUCCACCGAUAGCCCCACGGCCGCCGCCGCCACGGCCACCGGGGAGUGGCUCGGCGAGACGGAGCGCCAGAGGGUCAGGCUCGUCAGGGAGUGGGUGCAGAUGGCCAGCCAGCCCCGCGACGCCGCCCGCGUCUCUCGCAGGGACGAGACCGCCGGAACCCCCCCUGCCACCGCUGCCACUCAGGAGAGGGAGAGGCGGGGAGAGCCUCCGAGGCUCCGUGGCCGGCAGGCGCGCAUGGAUGUCAUCACCCGGAUGGCCCGGGAGCGUCAGCGCGAGCUGCAGGGGCUAUCGGGGUUCCACAUUGUGUCGCAGUUCCCCCACCGGAGCCGCAGCCGCAUUCAGGGAUUGCUUAGGGGAAGGUUCUUGAGGAACGCGGUGCUCCCGGACGAGGAGGAGCGACAGCCAUCUGUGGCAGCGAGAGAGCUCGGGCAGCUGAGGCAGAGCCAUCGCGUGUCUACCUUGAGAUCAGAGAGUACUGUAAGUACUCAAGAUGUUAGCCAGUCUGAUGCUCCUGUUGCUGAAAAUGCUGCGUUACUCGAUAAUGAUGAAACCGAACAGGGGGCUGACAUCAGGGACUUUACUGAUAGUGAGGAUGUGGCCCAAACUGCAGUUGAAAAUGGGGGUUUACAGGAGGAUAAUGUAGAAGUUGCUGAGGCGGAGUCACCGACAACAACAUUGGGUGACAUAGUUGAUAUGCAAGUAUCUCAAGUUGAUAAUGGGAUGCAAGAUGAGACAGAACGUGACACAAUAUUUUGGCAGCCAUCUUUGGAUGUCAGGCUUGAUAGGUGGCCGGAUGAAGCUGCAGAGAAUGCUGACAGAAAUUGGGAGGAUAAUGCAGAAGAGUUACACAGUGAAAUUGCAGAGGAUGAUGACAGGGAGAAUGAAAAUCUCCCAGAUGAGCAUGAUGAGUGGCAUGAUGACGAGUCUCAUGGUACGGAGGAGAACUGGCAAGAUGACUUCCAUGAUUCUGCACUUGACACGGGGCCCAUUCCUAGAACUGAAAACAGGUUCAUUCCACCUGAUGAUGACAAUGUUUACAGCAUGGAACUGAGGGAAUUACUUAGCAGGCGAAGUGUCUCCAAUCUUCUUAGUAAUGGCUUUGGUGACAGUUUGGAGCAGUUAAUAAGGUCAUAUGUUCAACGGCGUGGUCAUGCCCCCCUGAACUGGAACCUCGAUGCAGCCGAGCCCACCGCGAAUGCACCAAACGAAGACCAGGGACAUGUAAGGAAUGCUGAAAAUCGGCCAUUCCAAGGUCCUGUCAAUCGGCCAUUUCAAGGUGCUGUCAAUCGGGUAUUCCGGGCUCCUGCCAACAGACCUGGCCGUGCUAUCCCUCCACCACCUAUGCCACCGCGGCCGCCACUAUUUCAAAGACAAUUGCGCCUUAACAACUGGAGCAGUAGACCCAGGGUACCCCACGAAUGGGAUGCUAUUAAUGAUUUGAAAGCUGACAUGGGCAGACUUCAGCAAGGGAUGACCAGCAUGCAGAGGAUGCUGGAGGCGUGCAUGGACAUGCAACUGGAAUUGCAACGUUCAGUGAGACAGGAAGUGUCCGCAGCCUUGAAUCGAUCUGCGGGACCUGAAGGUUGCAUCCACAAUCCCCUGGUCAAACACAUUAGAAAAUUCUUUUAUGUGUUUGUUAACCUAGUUUCAGACUCAGGGCACGCGAUGUAUCCAGUAGACGACGGAUCUAGAUGGGAUCAGGUGAGAAAAGGAACCUGUUGCGUGUGUUGCGAUACGCAAAUCGACUCUCUGCUUUACAGGUGUGGGCACAUGUGCACCUGCUCCAAGUGCGCGAAUGAGCUGGUGCGCAGCGGCGGCAAGUGCCCACUGUGCCGGGCGCCCAUCGUGGAGGUGGUCCGGGCGUAUGCGGUGUUGUAAAUUAUACAACAGGGGAAAUAAUAAGCGAUGUCAAUCGAAGUUUUGCUGGAGGAAGGAAACGGGGAAAAGGAAAAGAGAAAGAAAAUAGCUCUGCUUCUUCUUACUGAUGCUGUUUAUUUUUUUACUUUCCCCUCGUUACUCUUCUUCUUGUGUACUGGUAGGUUUACAGAUAUACUAUCUUGUUGCCUUGCUGUUGGGCAGCAAAGGGCGGCGCGUGCGUGUGUUGUGUUAUUGAUUGCUGAAAGGGUUUACCGUGGGUAGUAGGAGGGGGUGAAAAAGAGAGAUACCCCCAGCCCAGUGUAAAAGUUCUUUCGCUGUAAUUUAUGUGUCCCCGACAGACAGAACACAAGAGAUACUCUCAAUGAUAUAGAUUCUUAACCUGAUCCAAA
Lolium rigidum is the source of this 3120-nucleotide messenger RNA. RefSeq lists its product as uncharacterized. Bases 302 to 2731 code for a protein of 809 amino acids. The record is from RefSeq and is a predicted model, not a curated record. NCBI's taxonomy places the organism in Eukaryota, Viridiplantae, Streptophyta, Magnoliopsida, Poales, Poaceae. The transcript is spliced from 7 exons.